AGCUGUUUUUCCUUCAGGAAAGUGAAUCUGAGUUAGUGACGACACUUCCCCCUCUCCUCGGAUUUAUCCUUGAAGGUUUUUUCUCCCCCUCUCCCCUGUAGGUCGCUGUGAAGUCAACUUUUCUCUCCUUUUUACCAGUUUUAAAGUAAAAACUGCACCAUGUCGCCGCCGUCUCGAAGGCUUCAGACGAAGCCGGUGAUCACCUGCCUGAAGACCUUCCUCAUCUCAUACAGCCUCAUUUUCUGGUUCACAGGCGUGAUCCUGCUGGCGGUCGGCGUGUGGGGGAAGGUGAGCCUGGAGGCCUACUUCACUCUGGCCUCGGAGGAGAGCACCAAUGCACCAUAUGUCCUCAUCGGGACCGGAGCCAUCAUCGUUAUUUUCGGACUGUUCGGCUGCUUCGCUACAUGCCGCGGCAGCCCAUGGAUGCUCAAACUUUAUGCCAUGUUUCUGACCUUGGUGUUCCUGGCUGAGCUUGUGGCCGGUGUCUCUGGAUUUAUCUUCCGACACGAGAUCAAGGCCAAGUUAGGUGUUGCCUAUGACAACGCUGUGACAAACUACAACAGCACCGACGGCAGCAGCAGCAGCGGUGCAGUCGACGUCAUCCAGAGGACUCUGCAUUGCUGCGGAGUGAACAAUUACACUGACUGGAGCGAAACAGCAUACUUUAAAGCCAGCGGCAUCCCCGCCAGCUGCUGUAAAGACAGCGCCAACUGCUCCCCGGAGAGCCUGAAGGACCCGGACAAGGCCGGGCAGGAGGUCUACACCGUGGGCUGCUUUGCGAGGGUGACCCAUGUGAUGGAGUCCAACCUGGGAAUCAUCGCUGGGAUCUCUUUUGGGAUUGCAUUCUUCCAGCUCAUUGGGAUAUUCCUGUCCUGCUGCUUGUCUCGAUACAUAACCAACAACCAGUAUGAGAUGGUCUAACAGUGACCUUCCCCAGGUCACUGAUGGGCAGCUCCUGAUGCAAACUGAGUUAAAGAAUCUCCUGUGAUUUUAUUAUUGUGUUCGUGUUAGUUGAUAUUAUUUUAGAGAGGGAAAAACACUCCAUGCUUUUUCUUUUAUUAAGCAAGAAAUGAGCAGAAAGGAAAUAAUGUUAUCUGCAGUGUAGUUUGACCAAAAAAUGUAAAGGACCUUCGGAGAUCAUGUGUUACUCCUGAGAUUUAAUUAGGGAUUUAUAUUAAGUGUAGAUGUUACUUUUCUUUGAGUUAAUUCAUUUGACCAAUUGUCAACCUUUCCACUUGUGUCUUUGUAUAAUGCAGCUGCCUUCUUUCUUGUAUUUUUGCUAAAAUAUUAGUCUGUGGCUGAGCAGAUGAAAUCUAGACAAUAAGCUGUUAAAUAUUCUCUGCAAAACUAAGUGAAUUUCUGUGAAACCAACAUGGACGAUAGGUCGCCACCCUGAAAAAAAGCGAGUAAGGACUUGAGAAUGAGCCUGACUAAUUACGUAGCCAGUAUUGUUGAAAGCUUUCAUUCAUAUGUGCCAAGUACAGUUACCCCGCCAACUUUAUAUCACAUAUUUCAGUGUUAAGUUGUUAUUCUUUGUGGAUGCAUGUGAAAUAUUUGAAAAAAAUAAAGAUUUAAUUUAGUAUCUUUAA
Gymnodraco acuticeps is the source of this 1589-nucleotide messenger RNA. It is a transcript of the gene tspan6, whose product is annotated as tetraspanin 7. Gene Ontology annotation, cellular component: membrane. NCBI's taxonomy places the organism in Eukaryota, Metazoa, Chordata, Actinopteri, Perciformes, Bathydraconidae. The transcript has 8 exons. The record is from RefSeq and is a predicted model, not a curated record. Bases 160 to 921 code for a protein of 253 amino acids.